UUCCAGUCGCGUGUGCGCUGGCUGGCGGUAAGUUUAUACCGCUCAAAGUUGGAAGCUGUGGUCGAGAGAGCAGGUCCCCCCCCUUCCCUCACCACCCUGCCAGACACAAAACUGCUUUGCUGAGGCCUACCAUGGAGGAAUCCCUAUCAGAUCUGGAACCCCCACUGAGCCAAGAAACCUUCUCAGACAUAUGGAAUUUACAAUGGAACAAUUUGCCGGACGAUUUAUCGAACAUAGAUGAUAUACCAUUUGCCUCACCAGACAAUAUGAGCUGGCUGGGAAAUGAGGAAGAAAGCCCUGGCUUGCCUGUGUCUGCACCCCCAGUUAACCUGCCCACAUCAUCUACGGUUCCAUCCCAAAAGGACUAUCCUGGGGAGUACGGCUUCAAGCUUGGUUUUCUACAAUCUGGAACAGCCAAAUCUGUCACCUGCACGUACUCUCCUGAGCUGAAUAAGCUAUUUUGCCAACUGGCCAAGACCUGCCCUGUCCAGCUCUGGGUCACCUCACCACCACCUGCUGGUGCCCGAGUCCGCGCUAUGGCUAUUUAUAAGAAGUCCGAACACAUGACCGAGGUGGUUAAGCGCUGUCCUCACCACGAACGAUGCACUGAGCACAUAGAUGCCCUGGCACCCCCACAGCACUUGAUCCGGGUGGAAGGAAACCUACGGGCUGAAUACCUCAGUGAUGCCACCACCAUGCGACAGAGUGUGUCCGUUCCUUAUGAGUCCCCAGAGGUCGGCUGUGAUUGUACUACCAUUCAUUACAAUUAUAUGUGCAACAGUUCCUGCAUGGGGGGCAUGAACCGGCGCCCAAUCCUCACCAUCAUAACCCUGGAAGACUCCAGUGGUCAGCUUCUUGGACGCCGAAGCUUUGAAGUACGUGUUUGUGCCUGUCCUGGAAGAGACCGGCGGACUGAGGAGGAAAAUUUCCGCAAGAAGGGAGGUCACAACCUACAGCCGCCCUCUGAGAGCAAUAAGCGUGGUAUGGCAUUGCCCACUGCUCCUGGCAGCACUCCCAAGACUAAAAAGAAGCUAAUGGAUGGAGAAUAUUUCACCCUCCAGAUCCGAGGUCGCCAACGCUAUGAGCUUCUCCGGGAAAUAAAUGAAGCCUUGGAACUGAAAGAUGCUCACAGUGGGAAAGAGCCUGAGGGGAGCUGUCCCCACCGCAGCCAAUUGAAGUCCAAGAAAGGAGAUUCUACCCCCUGUCAAGGCAAAAGACUUUUGGUGAAAAGUGAAGUUCCUGACUCUGACUGAACAUAAUCCCCUCCGCCCCAGACAACCCUGUUUUUUAUUUCCCACAUGCCUCCUCUCCUCUAAAGUCUCACUUGUAGAGAUCCCCCAUCUGAAGUCCCCACCCCCUUCUUCAGCUCGAAUAUCUGUCUCAAACAGUACUAAGCUGUUCUUUGCUAAAACAGAUAAAAUAAGGGGGAGUGGGGCCUUUCUCUACUAGGCCAUGCUCCCUCACUUUUCUUCUCCAGUGGAUUAAGGCAAACUUAAGUGACUUGGUUAAGUGACACAGCCACUGAGGUGAAUUUGAACUCGGGUCUUCCUGAUUGCAGGCACCACUUUAUAUCAACUGAGCCACCUAGCUGCCUUCCCUCACUUUAGUGUCCCUCUAAGAGAGAGGGUAGUGCUGUUUGAGAAAAGUGUUGUGAAUAAAAAUACUAGGGGCAUUAGAAUCCUAGACUUAGACCUGAGGGAAGGGACCUCAAAGGCCCCCUAGGUGGUGAAACUAAGGCCCAGAGAACAACUUACUUUCUCACAGUGAGAAGUAGGAUUUAAACCCAGAACUGCCAUACUGCCUUUCUAGACUGGAGGCCUUGCUUAGAGCCAUGAUGGUUUCUUGAAACUGUUACUUGUGUUUCUGCCAUUUGGGAAAAUGUAUUCACUUAGGUAUGUGUUCCUGGUAGGGUGGCGGAAGGAUGUCAGGAAAGUGGGUGGUCACAAGUAGUUGUUGAUGGGUUGACAUCUGUGAUAAAAUAAGCUGUCCCACCCACAGGAUUUAGUCUUUGAAAUACCUACUGGAAUGUGCUUCCACCAAAAAUGUUUUGUGCCUUCUAGACUAAGCUAGACUCCAGUUUUACUUUCAUUCACCUCUAUUUAGCAUUUCCUUUCAUGAUGAAUGUAGGCAAGAGCUAUAAGUUUCACCAGACUGCCAGAGGGGUUUGACAUAAAAGGUUAAGAACCCCAGCUCAAGCCUCAGAUUCUCAGGAACUUUCUCUACCCCCAGACUCUGGCUUUCUCAUUUUCUCCCUUUUUCUCCCCUUUUUUUGUACCUUUUUGCUAUUUUUAUGGAAUUUUCAAAUAAAGAGUUAAUACUUGUCCAUUU
Messenger RNA from Trichosurus vulpecula (common brushtail), 2328 nucleotides. It is a transcript of the gene TP53, whose product is annotated as tumor protein p53. The record is from RefSeq and is a predicted model, not a curated record. Gene Ontology annotation, cellular component: nucleus. Gene Ontology annotation, molecular function: RNA polymerase II cis-regulatory region sequence-specific DNA binding; DNA-binding transcription factor activity, RNA polymerase II-specific; protein binding. The coding region runs from base 132 to 1253 and encodes 373 amino acids. Lineage: Eukaryota; Metazoa; Chordata; Mammalia; Diprotodontia; Phalangeridae. The transcript is spliced from 11 exons. Gene Ontology annotation, biological process: apoptotic process; regulation of transcription by RNA polymerase II; protein tetramerization.